Molecule: messenger RNA, 1976 nt
Organism: Dama dama (fallow deer)
Lineage: Eukaryota; Metazoa; Chordata; Mammalia; Artiodactyla; Cervidae
Product: acetylcholine receptor subunit gamma-like
Exons: 6
Coding region: 345-755 (136 amino acids)
Biological process (GO): monoatomic ion transport
Cellular component (GO): membrane
Source: RefSeq, a predicted model, not a curated record
UCGGCCGUCUAGUGUUGUUGAGGCUGAGCACUGGCGUGUUUCGAGAGUCUCCUCUGUCCCGGACCGCAGAUCCCAGUGGGUAUUGCCCUCCCCACCAGGACCUGGAGCAUCCCGACCCUCAGACCUUCUGGAUAAAGAAUUUCUGCCCAUCCUACAGGAGGAGCCCCUGCUGCCAUUGGCUCUUGUGCCCUUCACGGAAGAAGAGCAGGUCCCAGACCUACAGCACCAAGGAGAUCAGUUUGCAGCUGAGCCAGAAAGAUGGUCAGACCAUCGAGUGGAUUUUCAUUGACGCCGGGGCCUUCACAGAAAACGGCGAGUGGGUGAUCCGGCACUGGCCAGCCACGAUGCUGCUGGACAAGGUGUCCCCAGCCGAGGAGGCAGGCCGCCAGAAGGUCGUCUUCUACCUGUUCAUCCAGCGCAAGCGCCUCUUCUACGUCAUCAACAUCAUCACGCCCUGUGUCCUCAUCUCCUCCGUGGCCAUCCUCAUCUGCUUCCUUCCUGCCAAGGGAACGCCAUGCAGGCCUGUGUGGAGACCUGCAACCUCAUUGCCCGCACCCAGCACCAGCAGACUCACUCUGACAGUGGGAACCAGGAGUGUUCCGGUGGGCCGAGUGCUGGAUCAAGUCUGCUUCCUGGCCAUGCCCUCACCCUUUGUCUGUGGCACUGCUGGCAUCUUCCUCACGGCCCACUACAACCGAGUGCCCGCCCUGCCAUUUUCUGGGGACCCCCACUCCUGUCUGCCCUCCUCUGACUGAGCUGACGGAUCACCGCUAGCCAUGUGGAGUCUUAUCAGCUGUGUUCUGAUGCUGAGGUCAUGAGUAUGCUCUUCGGGAAACACCCUUGGGGGAUAUGUGAGAAAAGUGGGAGAAAUAGAGACAGAGCUGGAACCCCAGAGUGGUCGGGGCUGGGAUGUGGGCAGAGUGCACUAGUGGAAUCAGCAUGCACGAGGCACUGGCUUGCUUGUCCUGGCACUCUCCUGACUUCAGCGAAGUGUUGUCAACUCCCAUCACUUCUGAAGCCCUUCCAACUCUGUUUAUCCUGUCCCCUGCUAGACACGGCCCUAGUCCUCCAGGCCUGGGCCUCCCUUCCCUUUUACAAGUUCCCUGCAGCCUCUUGAAAGAGGGGAGUCGAGAGAAGUGAAGAGUGGCGGCCAAUGCUCUUUCGAAAGAAGGGAGGCAGCCCACUCCAGCUGGCAUCUGCCUGCCUUCUGGGGGCUGUAGGCACCAAAUAUUUUAUGAGUUUUACUCUCUUUUUUCAUUGUCAAGAGCUCCUCAUAGCAUCACGGAUAAGCAAGAGUCACUAUUCCUCUAUGUUUAGGUUGGGCAAAUUGGGGCCUAGAGUAAGAGGGGCUUGCCAGAACAAUGAUGAAUAAAUAAGGUUUGGAGUUCAGAAUUCCCAACUCUGACCUAAUCUUAGACAUUCUAAGAAAGUUCUAUGGCUUGUGAAAUGACUCGUCUUCCUUCUUUUCUCAAAGGCCAGGGAAUUUGCACUGGUCUGAAGGGAUGGUUAAGAAAGAGCUAGGGUGGGAAGGAGGGAGCCUGAGAGGAGACCCUGACCAGCCUCCCUGGCCCAUUAGAAAACAAGGUAGCUAGCUGGUCUUUGGGGCAGGCGGGGUGGGGGCGGUGUCGGUAAGGCCUUGCUUUUAGAGUAUGGCUGGAGCCUGAGGCCUGAGUUCUACUGGUGACAAGACACAAGCACAUUUUGUGCUUCCUGAACCUGUGUCUUCAUCUGUGAAUAUGGGCACAAAUAUCAGUUCCUAUCCACCUUCAUCACAGGAUCAAAGGUGCCAAUGAAGAUUAAAAAAAUGUUACAGUGUCACAUAAACACCUGACAAUGGGACAUUGUUGUGGGGGGAAGAGACCCCGGAAAUAGCCAGGGUUGCUGGCUUUUGGGAUCACUCAUCAGCAGGUUCAUUGCAUUUACUCCAGAGCGUGUGUGUGCGCGCUGCACGCACUGCUGUGCAUUUGGAGCAGCAG